GACCAGCAGCUCUGUAAUGGCAGACGACGACAAAUAUGAUGUCAUCCCAGCCUCUCAGCGUCCCGAUGGGACCUGGCGCAAGGAGGUGAAGGUGAAGAAAGGGUACGUCCCUCCGGACGAGGUGAAGAAGUUCGAAACGAGGGGAUCCAAAUGGAGGGACGAGCAGAUCCCUGGGUUUGUGCCCGGCAUGGACCCUGAAGCCUUCGCCGCCUCCCAGCAGAAACCCAAGAGCCAGCAUCAACGGAGGAACGAGAACCGGAAGAAGAGGAAGGAGGAGGCUGCCAAGGCCGGCUCGAGUGUCGAUGAGGUAGCAGAAGGAGUGGAGAAGGUGAGCUUGAAGGCGGAGGCAGCCAAGACGGAGGAGGCCCCGAUGGAUCCCAAGGAAGCUCUCCAGAAGAGGAUCCGAAAUCUCAAGAAGAAGCUCAAGCAGAUUGAUGAGCUCAAGGGCAAAGUCGACAAGGGUGAACUCACUCCCAACCAGGAGCAGGCGGAGAAGAUCGCAAGUCAAGCUGCAGUUGAGCAGGAGAUCAAAACUCUGGAAGCAGAGCUUGCUGCCAUGGCGUGAAGACUUUUGUGAUAGUGCUUUUACCUUGCCUUCUACAUGCCCGAGUCUUGCGA
Molecule: messenger RNA, 618 nt
Organism: Guillardia theta CCMP2712
Lineage: Eukaryota; Cryptophyceae; Pyrenomonadales; Geminigeraceae
Exons: 4
Coding region: 17-565 (182 amino acids)
Biological process (GO): exon-exon junction complex disassembly
Cellular component (GO): cytoplasm; exon-exon junction complex
Molecular function (GO): RNA binding
Source: RefSeq, a predicted model, not a curated record